GGGAGCGCUGGGAUAUGCUUGGCGUCGUCGCCAGGAAACACGCUAAUUCGAAACGUGCGCCCCGGCAGCGCCGUGCUGCGCCCGGGCGGGCGUUACCCAAAGCUCAGCCGGCGCGGGCAGGGGAGAUGUGGGGGUGGAUUUGAAAAGCACAUGGAGACGGACGAAGCUGAAGGCGAUGACGAAUGUGGGGGAAGAGGAUGUGGUGGCAAUAGUGGCAGAGCUGGCCGUGGUGGAUGAGGUGGCCGUGGUACUCUAUAUUGAUGCGACUGGAGGUGGCCGUGAUGAGGGAGGUGGAAGCAGCCGAGAUUGUGGAGGUGUACGUGACUGUGGAGGUUGCCUUGACAGAGAAGGUGGAUGUGGCCAUGAUAGUGGAGGUGGCCGUGAUAUUAUAGCAUGA
Messenger RNA from Gryllus bimaculatus (two-spotted cricket), 397 nucleotides. The record is from the annotation of a GenBank genome assembly. NCBI's taxonomy places the organism in Eukaryota, Metazoa, Arthropoda, Insecta, Orthoptera, Gryllidae.